ACGGCGGGGACGUCUCGCCAGUUCAGUUUACGUCCGACUCGCAAACACUACUGACUAUUUUGACAUUAAGACAUAAAUAUAUAACAAAUUGAAUUAAAUAAACACAAAAAUGAGGGAAAUAGUGCAUCUUCAGGCUGGACAGUGCGGCAACCAAAUUGGCGCAAAAUUCUGGGAGAUAAUUUCUGAGGAGCACGGCAUCGACCCGGCGGGAGUGUACCGCGGCACUAGCGACCUGCAGCUCGAACGGAUCUCCGUUUAUUACAAUGAGGCCUCUGUUGCGACGGCGGAGAGUGGCGGGAAGUACGUCCCCCGCGCCAUCCUCCUCGACCUGGAGCCCGGCACCAUGGACGCAGUCCGGUCCGGCGCGUACGGCCAGCUGUUCCGGCCCGACAACUUCGUGUUCGGCCAAUCCGGCGCCGGCAACAACUGGGCCAAAGGACACUACACCGAGGGCGCCGAGCUCGUCGACGCAGUACUAGAUGUGGUACGCAAGGAGUGCGAGAACUGCGACUGCCUCCAGGGAUUCCAGCUCACACACUCGCUCGGCGGCGGCACUGGCUCCGGUAUGGGCACACUCCUCAUCUCCAAGAUCAGAGAAGAAUACCCCGACAGAAUUAUGAACACAUACUCAGUUGUACCCUCCCCUAAAGUGUCAGAUACGGUAGUAGAACCUUAUAAUGCAGUACUGUCCAUCCAUCAGCUAGUCGAAAACACAGAUGAAACCUAUUGUAUAGAUAACGAAGCUCUCUACGACAUCUGCUACAGAACCCUCAAAGUUCCUAAUCCCUCAUAUAGAGAUCUCAACCAUCUGGUGUCUUUAACAAUGUCUGGCGUGACCACCUGCCUCAGGUUCCCAGGUCAGCUGAAUGCGGAUCUCCGCAAGCUGGCCGUCAACAUGGUACCCUUCCCACGUCUCCACUUCUUCAUGCCCGGCUUCGCGCCCCUCACCUCCCGCGGCAGCCAGCAGUACCGCGCCCUCACCGUGCCAGAACUCACCCAGCAGAUGUUCGACGCCAAGAACAUGAUGGCGGCGUGCGACCCGCGCCACGGCCGCUACCUCACAGUGGCCGCCAUCUUCAGAGGCCGCAUGUCCAUGAAAGAGGUCGACGAGCAGAUGUUAUCAAUCCAGAACAAAAACAGCAGUUUCUUCGUCGAAUGGAUCCCUAACAAUGUGAAGACUGCCGUCUGCGACAUCCCGCCCAAAGGGGUGAAGAUGUCUUCGACCUUUAUCGGGAACACGACGGCCAUCCAGGAGCUGUUCAAGCGCAUCUCGGAGCAGUUCACGGCUAUGUUCAGGCGCAAGGCUUUCUUGCAUUGGUACACCGGCGAGGGUAUGGACGAGAUGGAGUUCAACGAAGCGGAGAGCAACGUCAACGAUCUUGUAUCGGAAUACCAGCAGUAUCAGGAGGCUUCGGCCGAAGACGAUACGGAAUUUGACCAGGAAGAUAUGGAGGAGCUCGCUCAGGACGAGCUACACGACUAGACUUGAGACACGCUGUAACGAAUCAACAGCUGGAAUUUCUGUAAUCACGCGGGGCGUGUACACUUCUAGUUUCUGGAUAUCAUUAUUAUAAGCAAUUUCUUCGUCGGAAACCACUCUGCAUCUUUUUAUUAUAUGUCCAAGGCUGUAUAACCUCAAAAUUCAGUCACUAAAGCGUCUCGUAUGGACGAGCGACAAUCAAUUUUACUGAAUCAAUUAUAAACCUACUCUGUACUGCCUCGUCAACAAUAUUUGACGAACGAAAGUGCAGAUUAAUAACGCAAUUAUUGAAUAGAAUUAUU
This is a messenger RNA of Achroia grisella, 1782 nucleotides long. RefSeq names its product tubulin beta chain-like. Gene Ontology annotation, cellular component: cytoplasm; microtubule. Gene Ontology annotation, biological process: mitotic cell cycle; microtubule cytoskeleton organization. The transcript has 3 exons. The record is from RefSeq and is a predicted model, not a curated record. NCBI's taxonomy places the organism in Eukaryota, Metazoa, Arthropoda, Insecta, Lepidoptera, Pyralidae. The coding region runs from base 110 to 1483 and encodes 457 amino acids. Gene Ontology annotation, molecular function: GTP binding; structural constituent of cytoskeleton; GTPase activity.